Akanthomyces muscarius is the source of this 552-nucleotide messenger RNA. RefSeq lists its product as uncharacterized. Gene Ontology annotation, molecular function: thioredoxin peroxidase activity. NCBI's taxonomy places the organism in Eukaryota, Fungi, Ascomycota, Sordariomycetes, Hypocreales, Cordycipitaceae. The coding region runs from base 1 to 552 and encodes 183 amino acids. The record is from RefSeq and is a predicted model, not a curated record. Gene Ontology annotation, biological process: cell redox homeostasis; cellular response to oxidative stress; hydrogen peroxide catabolic process. The transcript is spliced from 4 exons. Gene Ontology annotation, cellular component: mitochondrion; cytosol; peroxisome.
AUGGCUUUCCGCGCUCCCCUCCGCCGCAUCGCCCUCGCGCGCCCCGCCGCCCGCGCCUUCCACUCGACCCCCCGAGCCCUGAUCCGCGCCGGCGACGAGAUCCCCGAGACGGACGGCCUGUUUGAGAACUCGGCCGCCAGCAAGGUCAGCCUGGCCGACGAGUUCAAGUCGGGCGACGGCUACAUUGUCGGCGUGCCCGGCGCCUUUACGGGCACCUGCUCCAGCAAGCACAUCCCGUCGUACAUCAACAGCCCCAAGCUCAAGGACGCCGGCAAGGUCUUUGUGCUGUCCGUCAACGACCCUUUUGUUAUGAAGGCUUGGGCUGACCAGCUUGACCCUGCUGGCCAGACUCCCAUUCGAUGGAUUGCCGACCCUACCGCCGCCUUCACCAAGGCUCUCGACAUGGGCUUUGACGGCGCCGCCGCCGUUCUUGGCGGCACUCGCAGCCAGCGCUUCGCUCUUAAAAUUGAGAAUGGCAAGGUGACCAAGGUGCACCUGGAGGCUGAUGCUACUGCUGCGGAUGUCACCAUGGCUGAGAAGGUGCUUCAAUAA